Molecule: messenger RNA, 7088 nt
Organism: Lactuca virosa
Lineage: Eukaryota; Viridiplantae; Streptophyta; Magnoliopsida; Asterales; Asteraceae
Source: the annotation of a GenBank genome assembly
CUGUGCUAGAAAUUUGAGUUGACUUCAUCUUCCUAUCCUUUCAAAUCCAUUUCAAAAGUUCAAUUUCUUUCGGUUCUUCAUCCAGUAUUAUGGCUUCUCCCGGUGCUUAUAACGUUUUUUUAAGCUUUAGAGGCGAAGAUACUCGUAAUGCUUUUACGGAUCAUCUUUAUGACGCAUUAAUCCGAGCAGGAAUUGUUACUUUUAGGGAUAAUGAAGAAAUCAGGAGAGGUGAAGAACUGCAGCCGGAGAUCGAGAGAGCAAUUAAAGGAUCUAGGGCUUCAGUAGUUGUAUUCUCAGAGAAGUAUGCAACUUCAACUUGGUGUCUGAAUGAGCUUGCGUUGAUCCUCCAGCAAAGGAGGGAGUGCAAUCAUUUCGUUCUACCUGUUUUUUAUUAUGUCGAUCCUUCUGAUGUGAGGAAACAAACGGGAACUUUUGCUAUAGAAGUCAAAGCCUCUUCAAAGAGGUGGACAGAUGAAAACGUGAGCCUGUGGAAAAAAGCUCUUAAAGAGGUUCCUGAUUUAGCAGGCAUGGUUUUGUCUGGGUCUGAAGCAAAGUUUGUGAAGGAAAUUGUUGACAUCAUUUACAAUAAACUGGAACGCAAAGAAGUUAGUCUUCCACAAAAUAUAACUGGGAUGGCUACUCGAUACGAAGAUAUCGGUGUGUGCAGAGUCUGGCUUAGUAGUGACUCUUAUAAGAUAUUGAUCAAGGGAAAGGGUUCAGAAACUAUGGAAGGUUUAGCACUUGACAUGAAAAUACUAGAAGAACAGAAUUUUGCUUUCAAGUCAUCAAACCUCAAGACAGAUGCACUUCAAAAGAUGGAUAGACUGAAAUUGCUCCAACUAAACUUUGUGCAGCUCACUGGGUCCUACGAUAAUCUUUCAGAUGAGUUGAGAUGGCUUUGCUGGCUUGGAUCCGAUUUAAGAACCAUACCCUCUGACUUAUUCAUGGGAAACUUGGUGGCUAUAGAUAUGAGCUACAGUAAAUUGGAAGUAUUUGAACCCCCCAUGGUUCUUCCGUCACUGCAGAUUCUGAAUCUUACAGACUCGCACAACCUACGUGAAGUCCGCAACAUGUCCAUGAUCCCUCAUCUAGAGACUUUGAUUCUUUGGAACUGUCACAGUCUGGCUCGUGUUUGUGAAACAAUUGGAGGCCUGACAAGUCUUGCACUACUGAACAUGACAGGAUGUAGAAACCUGUGCAAGAGUGAGCAAACAGAAGCUUCUACCUCUGGUGGAGGAGUUGCAGAACAGCCUACCUUUUUCUUCCCACCUUCAUUACACCGGUUAUUCCUCAAGGAUUGUGAUCUUGAGUGUACUGAUUCGUUUCCUCUGAGUUUUAGUGUUCAACUAUCUUUGCAGUACAUGAAUUUAGGCAAUAGUCUAUUUGAGUUUCUGCCGUGUUACGACCAUCUUAAAAAUCUUCGGGUCCUUGACUUGAGUUUAUGCUCAAUGCUUAAACAGCUUCUUUGUCUCCCAAGUACACUUGCAGAAUUGUAUGUAUACUAUUGUAAGUCGCUGGAGGAAAUUAGUUUCCAAUCACAUCGAUUCACAUUGCAAGAGUUUGGUUAUGAAGGAUGUAUUAGUUUAUUAGAAAUUGAAGACUUUAUCAAAUUGGUGCCUGUAGCCAAACUUGAAGAAAACGAUUUGGGACAUAUGAAGUGGCUAAAAAAAUAUCAAAAUCAUGAGGUGUGCCUGGCUGGUGAUGAUGAGCUCACCAAAGACAGAAGUUCGUGUGUGCAGAUGUUGUAUGAAUUCAACAUAAUGAGCACAUCUCUGCCAGACAUGGAGGAUCCAAACAUGAAGCCUACUUAUGUAUCAGAGUUAUCAUCUUUGUCCUUUGACGUGCCUCCGCCUCCCAAAAAUAGGAGGCUCAAAGGACUUGAUGUAACUUUUAAAUAUAAAACAAUAUCAGGUGAGGAUGAUGAUGGGUUAUGGUUCUGUAAGAUCAGUACGAGCAAUGGUGUUGGUUUGAUGUACAACCCCAAAGUCUUUGGUAAACCUGAAUCUGGUGAAGUUGGUAUAUGGUUAAGCUAUUGGCCAAUUGGAAAUGCAUUGGCCACUGGAGAUAAAGUCAACGUCUCCAUCGCUGUGAUCAGUGGAUUGGAGGUGCAUGAAUGUGGUGUGACCCUUGUUUAUACUGAUGAUGAGGAAGCUGAGGAAACCUUGGAAAAUAACAUGGGAUUGGUAGAAUCUCUUGGAGGAGGUUUGUCUGGAUUUCAACUAAGCACAGGAGCUUACUAUCUUUGUCGCAGUGAUUUGUUUGAGUUAAUGGAGGCUGGUAGACUGACUCCUGACUGGUUUAGUAUUUUAGUUGGUGAUACCAUUGACUGUACAGAGGUACGAGGAUGGAGAAAGACAGGUCGACCUACACAGUUGAAACCAUCAUUUACUGAGUUAAAGUUUGUUAGAUGCAUCGUCCAUGGUCCUGAAUCGGAGGACAUUUACAAGAUUGCAGAGAUGUCAAAAUCAUCUUUUGUAGAUAAAACAUUGGACUUCACAUCAAGCCUGCUUGGGGAGACCAUCAUAUCUUCCACAUCGUCUAAAUUUAGUGAAAGUGAAACAAAAAUAAAGAAUAAGCCACAAGAGAUGCUUAUGCUCCUAUAUGUAACCCUCUCCAAACUAUCUGAAAUGGUAAUGUCUGUUGCACAAAGCACAACCGAUUUCAAGGCUGAACUGGAGCUACUGAUUGACACCUUACAGAUAAUAACACCGAUCUGUUAUGAGAUUGUGAAGGUCUAUGGAAAACUAGAUCAUACAGAGGCGGAGUGCAAGAUGUUCUUAUAUGACAUCCAAGAAGCAAAGAUGUUCAUAAAGUACAUCCAAGAAGCCAAUAAAGUUUUUGAAAAAUAUCCGCAAGUAAAAAAGAAUGUUAUCAAGAAGUCCAGUUACUCACAAAAGCUAAAAGAUGUGAACGCUAAUUUGCAAAGAUUCUUUCAAAGCGAAGUUCAAGCAAUCCGGAGUCGGGGCAUUACGGAGAUGUUUUUAGGGGUGAACGAUGAUUAUAGUGAUUCAUUGUCAAUGUCUACGAUGACAAGUUGGAUCGGUGAUUACAGUGAUUCAUUGUCGAUGUCUACGAGAACAAGUUGGACCAGUGAUUAUAGUAGUUCAAGGUUGAUGUUUUUGAGAACAGAACAAUCGCGACAUGAAAUCUUAAAACGAGAAAAGUAUGGUUGGCGAGUUCCUGCACUUCCAGAUGGAAUUGUGGCGUUUGACGAGCCAUUGACCAAGCUGAAGGUGCUGGUUGUUUCCGCUGCUGGUGGAUGUGGGAAAACUACCUUGGUGAAAAUGCUAUGCCAUGAUCCCGAAAUUCGUGAAAAAUUUGGGGAGGAUAUCUUCUUUGUGACGGUUUCAGACACACCCAGUUAUAUGGUGAUUGUCAAUGAUCUCUUUAAUCCAAAUUCCUCAUCCCUGCAAGUUCUGUUUCAAAGCAAUGAAGAUGCAAAGAGUGAACUGGAGAACUUUUUAAAUCAGAAAAUAUCAGGUCCCAUGCUUCUAGUAUUAGAUGAUGUGUGGUCUGAGUCGUUUAUUGAUAACUUUCCAUCAAAGAACAGAGAAUGCAUGAUUCUGGUUACAUCUAGGACCGCCUUUACGAAUUAUGAUGUGUUUCGAUUUGACCCUUUGAACGAGAAAGAUGCAAAAACUCUCUUUUGCCAAUCAGCAUUUGAUAAAGGCGGGCGGAUACCUAGUCAAAUUAUUGAUAAGAACCUUGUGGAUCAGAUGGUAAAAUGUUGUAAGAGACAUCCAUUCACCCUUUUUGCGGUUGGCCAAUCCUUAAAAAGGGAGGAUAAGUCUAUCUGGAAAUUUAUGCUAAAGUCAUUGUCUGAAGGUAGGUCGGUUCUAGAUUUACACAAGGAUGUACUUGUCGAUCUGGAAAGAAGCUUUGAGGCUCUAGAUGAUGACUUAAAGCAAUGUUUCUUGGAUUUGGGGCUAUUCCCUGAGGAUCAAAGGAUCCCGGUUAGCACCCUCUUAGAUGUGUGGGUGCAUUUGUACAACCAUGAUGCUGGUGGCAUUGAUACCCUCGCCAAGGUCAAUCAACUUUCUUACGAAAACCUUGUCGAUUUUAUGACCACAAGGUUUUGGAAUGAUUCAAUCGCAAGAGUUAACUAUUGCGACCAACACUUGGUCACACAACAUGGUUUGUUGCGGGAGCUUGCUGUUCAUUUGAAUAGCAGAUUGUCCUUAGAACAAAGGAGUAGAUUGAUUAUAAAUGCACAAGGAGAAGACCUGCCCUCAUCAAUUGAAAAAGUCCAAGAACCUAUGCAAGCCCGCAUAUUGUCUAUUUCCACAGGAAAGUUGUUCUUGUCGCAAUGGUGCGAUAUAAAUGUCCCUGACCUUGAAGUUCUAAUCUUGAACUUAAUGUCAAAAACAUACACUUUACCCCAUUUCUUAGCGGGAUUGCCAAAAUUAAAGAUUCUAAGCAUUACAAGCCACAGUUUACACCCUACAGAAUUUGAGAAUUUCCACCUUCUAGGAUCUGCACGCAAUCUAACAAGGAUUAGAUUUGAACGUGUGAUGAUACAUCCAUCUAUUUUAUCACUGGAAAACCUGCAGAGAGUAUCAUUCAUAAUGUGCAAAAUCAGCAAUACUUUUGAGAAACUCAUCCCCAAUAUCUGGCCACAGUUAUUUGAGAUCGAGAUCGAUUAUUGCCAGGAUUUAGUCGAAUUCACAGGGGCAUUAUGUAACCUUAUCCACCUUAAGAAUAUUAGCAUCACAAAUUGUAAUGAGAUGUGUGGAUUUUCUGAAAAUUUUGGGAAUUUGACUAAUUUGGAAAUACUUAGUCUUCGUUCUUGUACGGAACUGGAAAAGUUGCCUGAAUCAAUAUGGAGACUUGAAAAGUUGAGUGUUCUUGACAUUUCAGAUUGUUUGAGCUUGAGUGGGUUGCCGGAAAAAAUGGGGAAAUUGAGGGGUUUAAGGAAGAUUUAUAUGAAAGGUUGUAGCGGAGUACAUGAGCUGCCGGAAUCUGUGGAGGACCUGUCUCAUGUACGUGUCGUAUGUAAUGAAGAAAUAGCUUACAAAUGGCGGAAGUACACUAAUGUGGAGAUUGAUUUGGUGGAAGAAGAUCAAUUAGAAACCCAUGUCAAAUUGGAGCCUGUAGGCAGACUUGAAGAAAACGAUUUGGGACAUAUGAAGUGGCUAAAAGAAUAUGAAAAUCAUGAGGUGAGCCUGGUUGGUGAUGAUGAGCUCACCAAAGGCAGAAGUUCAUGUGUCCAGAUGUUGUAUGAAUUCAACAUAAUGAGCACAUCUCUGCCAGACAUGGAGGAUCCAAACAUGAAGCCUACUUAUGUAUCAGAGUUAUCAUCUUUGUCCUUUGACGUGCCUCCGCCUCCCAAAAAUAGGAGGCUCAAAGGACUUGAUGUAACUUUUAAAUAUAAAACAAUAUCAGGUGAGGAUGAUGAUGGGUUAUGGUUCUGUAAGAUCAGUACGAGCAAUGGUGUUGGUUUGAUGUACAACCCCAAAGUCUUUGGUAAACCUGAAUCUGGUGAAGUUGGUAUAUGGUUAAGCUAUUGGCCAAUUGGAAAUGCAUUGGCCACUGGAGAUAAAGUCAACGUCUCCAUCGCUGUGAUCAGUGGAUUGGAGGUGCAUGAAUGUGGUGUGACCCUUGUUUAUACUGAUGAUGAGGAAGCUGAGGAAACCUUGGAAAAUAACAUGGGAUUGGUAGAAUCUCUUGGAGGAGGUUUGUCUGGAUUUCAACUAAGCACAGGAGCUUACUAUCUUUGUCGCAGUGAUUUGUUUGAGUUAAUGGAGGCUGGUAGACUGACUCCUGACUGGUUUAGUAUUUUAGUUGGUGAUACCAUUGACUGUACAGAGGUACGAGGAUGGAGCAAGACAGGUCGACCUAUGCAGUUCAAUCCUACAAUAAAGGUGCAAGAUGGGGUGCAGCUUGCAUUUCAAACGAUGUAUGGUGAAUCACAAAGAUCUCCUUCUGGUGCACUUGCAUCGCAUGGUACAACAUCCCUGCAGCUUCGUUUCCAGACUAGGCUGCUUCCCAUCUUUUUUACUGGACAAAAGAUAGAAUCUGAGGACAAGAGUGGUAUAAAAGUAGUGUUAUUUGAUGCAAUUUCUAAUCAGAUUGUGUCAUCUGGACCCUUAUCUUCACAGAAGAUAGUUCUUGUUCCUCUUGAUGGUGAUUUUCCUUUUGAUGACCAUGAAGAUUGGUCUGAGAGUGAUUUUGAUGCCAAAAUUAUAUAUUCAAGAGAUGGCAAAAGUCCGUUGCUGAGAGGGGAUUUGGUGGUGACGCUGAAAAAUGGAGUUGCUGUUUUAGGUAAUGUAGUUUUUACUCAUUAUUCAAGCUGGAGUAAGAGCAGGGAGUAUAGGUUAGGGGCAAAAACCAAAAAUGCAACUCCUGGAGUCAGAAUUAGAGAAGCAAGAAGCCAAGUAUUCAUGGUAAAAGACAAGCGAGAAACAUUAUACAUGAAGCAUAAUACUCCAGCAUUGAGUGAUGCCACUUGGCGCUUGAACAACAUAGCAAGAAGGGGGGAUUUGUAUCAACGAUUGUCAUCACACAAAAUAAAUACUGUGAAAGACUUUCUACAAAUGUAUAAUACUGAGUCCUUGCUUUGUCGGCUACUUGGUGGGCCGGAUAGCGACAAGUGGAAGAAGAUUAUCAAGCACGCAAAGGCAUGUGUUUUAGACGAGAAGCUGUACAUAUACAACAGUAAUAAAGAUAGGAUUGGUAUUUUGUUCAAUUCUGUUAUGGAGGUUGUGGGUGCAACCUUUGAUGGCGAAAAUCAUCUCUCCAUGAAUGAGCUUACUGAUUCCCAAAAGUCUAUGGUGGAAGCUUUAAAGGAACAAGUUUACAAAAAUUUGGAGGGGAUGUUACCAAUAGAUGAUUUAUCAGUGGUGGCAGCUCCAGUGCUAGCAACUAACCUUCAUGGUCACCCUCUUAGAACUGCUAGUUUAGAUCCUGCAAAGAAUGGCAAACCUCUGUCGGUGCCGCCUCGCCUGCGAUUCGUCGGCCUCUUAAUUUCCAGCAGCAGUGUUCGAUAUAAAUGGGUGUUUGUGGGUGCUUCAACAGUUAGAAAUGAAUGGAAGAACGAGAUGAAUGUGAUCAACGAUCACAGAGAGGAUAUUGGAACGGAUAUUUCUUAG